Molecule: messenger RNA, 945 nt
Organism: Arctia plantaginis
Lineage: Eukaryota; Metazoa; Arthropoda; Insecta; Lepidoptera; Erebidae
Source: the annotation of a GenBank genome assembly
AUGGAAAAGUGGCUGAUAAGUCGCCAAAAGGUUGCCGAGGUAUCAGGCAAUACUGAACAGUCACCUGACAAUGAUGUGUCAUCCUCUACCAGUACUCCGACACAAGAAAAAAGAAAACUUGAUAACAAGGAAUCGUCUCUCAAAAAAAGGAAAUAUGAUGAUAGUUAUAUUCAGUUUGGUUUUACAAGCUCUGGAGACCCUGAUUUUCCGUUGCCACAGAGUGUCGUUUGUGCAGAAACGCUGUCAAAUCAUUCGCUAAAGCCGUCUUUACUACGUCGACAUUUAGAAACCAAACAUGCUAAUUUAAAAGACCAGUCUGUUUCCUUCUUUCAACAUAAAUUGAAAGAUCUCAAACAAAGACAAAAAUCUAUUGAGGCGCUCUUCCAAAACACGAAUGACAACGCUCUGCAAGCCUCUUUUAGAUUUCAUGAAGAAUUCCUGUUUUGUAGUACCCUUUCGAUUCGCACCACCGGGGAGGAUAUAUUUCAUAUGGUCGACAGUUUUGUAAAAGAAAACCAAUUGGAUUGGUCAAAAUGUGUGGGAAUAUGUAGUGAUGGUGCCAGAGCAACGACUGGUCGUUUUUUAGGACUUGUAAAGCGGAUACAAGAUAUAGCCCCAGAAGCAAAAUGUACGCAUUGUGGAAUUAAUCGAGAGGCACUGGCUUGUAAAAAAAUUCCAGCCAGCUUAGAUAUUACUCUAAAAAAUGCUGUAAAAAUGGUUAACUUAAUCAAGGCCCGCGCCACAAACUCUAGAAUUUUUGCAGCUAUUUGCAAAGAGCUUGGCAGUGAACACGGGAUCCUGUUGUUACAUACUGAAGUGCGUUGGCUGUCCAGAGGAAGAGUUGUUUCGAGAAUGUUUGAGUUAAGACAUGAAAUUGAGUUAUUUUUGGUCGAGCAGGGACACGAUGAGUACAAACAGAUGCUGACUGACUCUUUGUGGGUGUAA